AUGUCAGGUAGCAGUUCGGAGGGGAAGCUCUGCGAACCGCACGGCUGUGCCGCUCCAUUAAACGCUCCGUGGGAGCCACGCUGGGGAGCCGGGCCGGGGGGGCUGCCCGUGGGCUGCUCCGGGGGAGCCCAGCCACCCCCGGCACCCGGGCGCCAAAGGUGCUCGUGUUGCUGCUGCUGUUGUUGCUGCUGCUGGCGUGUUCCAUCCCAACUCCAGCCAGAGCCGGGGCAAGUUGAACCGGAGACGUACGAGCCGCCGCCGCCGCGAUUCGGAGAGACUGGGGAGAGCGGCGGCACCAUGCCUGCCAUCAAGAAGGAGCGACUUGACAGGGAAGAACUGGCCCUGGCGGCCUUCAACCAGCCCAUGGAGACCCUCCCCGACUACCUCGCCCCUCUGGCCGCCGCUGCCAUGCCCGUGGUGGCCCCGCACCCGCCGGCGUACGAGCAGAUCUUCACCCACCGCGCUUACCUGGGCUUCCACGAGAGCCCCCACCCCCCGCACCCCCCCCACCUCCCCGAGGACCUGAUGUUGGAAAGGUUUUCCUCCAUCCCGGAUUUCCAACCUUUCUUUGACAACGGAGAGCCUUGCAUCGAGGUGGAGUGCGGGGAGAACAAGGCGCUGCUCUAUAUCAAUAAGUUGUGCCAAGGGAGUAAAGGACCCUCCAUCCGUUACCGGGGCGAGUGGCUCACCCCAAACGAGUUCCAGUUUGUCAGCGGCAGGGAGACGGCCAAGGACUGGAAGCGAAGCAUCAGGCACAAAGGGAAAAGUUUGAAGACUCUUAUGUCCAAAGGAAUCUUACAGGUACAUCCUCCAAUCUGUGAUUGCCCUGGGUGUCGAAUUUCGUCUCCAGUGAACCGGGGUCGCCUGGCAGAGAAGAGAACCAUCCCCCUGCCCCCAACCAGGAUCCCCAAGAAAGAGCUGACCUCCAUUUUCUCGCAUAGCGACGACAGCGAAGAGAGUGACAAGGGCAAUGGUCAGCACCCCGAAGUAAAGCAGGAAGAGGAUCUCCAUAUCAAUAUCAUGAAAAGAAGGAUACACACCCACUGGGAUUUAAACAUCUCCUUCCGAGAGACUUCUUGCAGCCGUGAUAACGACCUCUCCACUAUCAUCUCCAACCUGCAUCAGAGCCGCCAGCUCGUUAUGCCAGAGACCCAGAGCCGCUGUGAAUUCAAGAGGAACAACGUGGAUGUUGGCUUGGGAGCUGCAGAUGACAUUUUAGGCAAGAGAAGAGUAUGCUCUCCCAACAGCAGCAGUGAGUGCCCAUUAGAGAGCAAGAAAGCCCGAAGUGAGUCCCCAAAGGAAAACUCCCACACGCCUCUGCUGGAGGACUCGGUGACUCAGAUGACCCCAGAGGAGCAUUACAGGCGCAUGAUGUCGGCGCUGAACGAGCACGGCACGUUUGAGGAGCAGCAGCAGCAGCGGCUCUACCAGUUGGCCAACAGCAUGGCGGUGCCCAGCCAUGGAGAUCUCCUCCGGGCUCGGCAGGAGGUGGCGGCGGCGGCGGCUGCGCGGAACCCGGCAGCGAUGGAAGCUCACAUCCCCACUGCUGGCAAUUCAUCCUCGCAGCGCAGGAAGCAGGGCCUCCCCCAGCACCGCGACAGCCACUUCACCGACAGGGAGAUUUCCCACCCACCGCCUCUGCUCUCGCCCCAGAAUGCCCCACAUAUUGCCUUGGGGCCCCACUUGCGACCUCCUUUCCUUGGGGUGCCUUCAGCCCUGUGCCAGACACCAGGUUACGGGUUCCUACAGCCGGCACAAGCAGAGAUGUUUGCACGGCAGCAAGAGAUGCUACGAAAGCAAAAUCUAGCAAGGUUGGAGAUGUCAGCUGAGAUCAUCCGCCAGAAGGAGCUGGAAAACCUUCACAGGCAACGACUGCUGGCAGGAGACCCUCUGAGCCUGCACCCCGGCUUACCCCCAGACCACCCUGCCCUGCGCAACGUGCACGACAUCCCCGAGGGUCACCCGCUGCGGGACGAGCUGUCCCGGCGUAACGCCAUGCUGGUGCUACGGCACAACAACGCUCCCCUGCUGUCCCUCAACCCCAGUGUCCCCAGCAGCUCCACGCCACCCAAGGAACAGCCGCGACGUGGCAGUCGGAAGGCGGCUCAUCACCGCACUGAGCCGCAGGGACCCAGCGAGGCCAAGGAGCCGGCGGAGCCGCGGGCACGGGAUGGGGCACCGGACUGUAAUGAUGAGGAGAUGAAGGACUCGGAGAGCGAUGCUGAUGUCAGUGAUGAGAAACCAGAGAGCUUGAAGGCUGAGAGCAGCGGCUCGACCACGGAGCUGAAGGAGUGUAAAGAGAUGGGCAAAGGGUGCGAGGGGGGCAAGGAGUUGGGAGAAGGGACCGGCAGCCAGAACGUGCCCUGCAGCUCUUCCAGUGCUGAGUCCCCCAGUCACCUGCUUGGUGCUGGCAUCAACAAGAGCGAGGUGAAAUACCUGCCUCCCACCUCCAUCCCGCCACCUCAACCGCUGCCCUUUGGCUUCCCCUACACCAUGAGCCCCUACUUCCAUGCAGGCACUAUGGGAGGUCUCUUUUUGGAUGGUGAGGAGAGCCCAGCACUGGAGGACAUCAGCAAAUGGACAGUGGAGGAUGUGUGCAGCUUCGUGUCCAACCUGGCAGGCUGCACUGAAUACACUCAGGUAUUCCGUGAGCAGGCUAUUGAUGGCGAGACCUUACCCCUGCUGACAGAGGAGCACCUGCUGAACAACAUGGGGCUGAAGCUGGGGCCGGCACUGAAGAUACGCUCACAGGUGGCCAAGCGAGUGGGCAGGGUACUCUACAUGGCUGGCUUCCCCAUGGCUUUCCCUUUGCAGCCUCCAGGGCUGAGACCACCAGAGCGAGACCUUCCCCCAGCUGAGCUGCGACCCUCAUCCACAGGCAGUGUAUCAUCCCCAUUCAACACUGCGCUGCCCUCCGCCAGCCGGAUCUCCCCAAAGCAAGAGAAUGGAAACCCUUCCAUUGGGGCUGGGCUGAGCGACACCACCACCACCAAACCACCAUCCUAACAGCUCCCAGAUGGCUCCAGGAACUGAGGAUGGAUCGAACAAAUGGAAGGGUUGGGAGAGCAGAAGAGCCUCCCUCGGCAGCAUUGAGAUGGAGAAGGAGCGAGGAAGGGAGGGUUUGAUUUGUUCUUGUUAUUAUUUGGGAUGCAUUUUGCUUUUCUUUUUGCUUCAAAGGAGAGAAAAAAAAAAAAAGAACAGUGAAAAACUGUCAAAAAAGGGAAGGAAUAAACUAUCCAAAGAUGUAUUGAGACAAGGCCAAGUGAAGAAGAGAGAAGGGAGGUGGUGCUGGAGGGGCACAGCAGUACCUAUAUUCCCUUCUGGGAAAGCAGAGCUGUGAUUGUUGGGGAUGCUCUUUGCCUUCGAGGAGCUCCAGGCACUGUAAGGGGGUGGAAAGGGAGGGGGAGCUGGCACUGCUCCUCCAUCAGGACUCAGCACCGUUGAGCACAACACCCAUCACAAACAGAACUCAACCCCUUCAGCCUUCUCACGGAUCUCCUCCUCUCCCUUGGAAACUGAGCUCAGUUCCUCCAUUCAGGUGUCUAUGCAUCUCUAGAGAACUUCUUUUUGCAAACAAUACCAAAGACAACGAGUGACAAAAACAAAAAGGCAAGUUGUGGUCCAUGUUUACUCUUGAGUGUGGAUGGUACGGCACAGGCAGUGUGGGGCUGCCCAUGCACACACACACACACACACACACACUGCUGGACUCUGCCCAGCCCUGCAGAGCUGGAUUUGCUUGAGUUAAUAAGGAAGAAAUGAGUGUGUGCUCAUUGGGGGGUCCCACCCCAACUAAGUCAUGCGUACUGCGGACUCAUUUAUAUACCUUUGGGGUUUAUUUUUUGGUUGUUGGUUGGUUUGUAGGAUUCCUGUCCUUUUUCAAAGCCUUGUUACAGAGGUGGCUGUCGUUGCACAUUCAGGCCUGCUGCAGACCAUGAGACAGAGCUCCCUGCAGCAUUAUGGGGGUAGGGGGGGGUUAAAUACAGCAGGCAGAGUUUUGACUACUGUGAAUGCAAUGGUAAUUCCUGGGGGCAACCUCCUGUGACCUGUACAGUUGUGAGCAACAAUCACAACCGAUCACAUUGUGGUACUUUUCUGUCUCUAUUUCUCUCUUUCUGCUCCCCUUUUUGGUUCGGUUGAAACGUUGCACGUGCUGCCAUAUGUUUGGGUUUUUUUCUUCCCCAAUAGCUCGGUGGUACAUUAUUAGCUUCUUUAUAUUGUAAGAAAAGGAAAAAAAAGCAAAAAAAA
Messenger RNA from Coturnix japonica (Japanese quail), 4248 nucleotides. RefSeq names its product sterile alpha motif domain containing 11 (gene SAMD11). NCBI's taxonomy places the organism in Eukaryota, Metazoa, Chordata, Aves, Galliformes, Phasianidae. Gene Ontology annotation, molecular function: protein binding; DNA binding. The record is from RefSeq and is a predicted model, not a curated record.